Drosophila albomicans is the source of this 1986-nucleotide messenger RNA. RefSeq names its product germinal-center associated nuclear protein. The record is from RefSeq and is a predicted model, not a curated record. NCBI's taxonomy places the organism in Eukaryota, Metazoa, Arthropoda, Insecta, Diptera, Drosophilidae. Gene Ontology annotation, biological process: centrosome duplication; spindle assembly. Gene Ontology annotation, cellular component: spindle; nucleus; centrosome.
CAGCCCUGUCGCUGCCAGCUGAUUUUUGUUGUGCACAACUAUUUAACAAACAAAUCGCAUUGAUUAAACUAUGGAGAUUUGUGGCCUUGUACGCGGCUCCUGUGAGCGAUAUUGUCCCGAUGCCGAGGCUAAAAUGCGCAUACAAAAAAAACUGCUCAAUUACUUCGAGUACAAAGACGGCCAGAAGCAAGUGCCCGGUGUAUUAGUCAAGGAGUUUACCCGCUCAGCCGCUGAUGCCAAGGUGCCCAAGGCAAAGGACAUGCGCACUGAGCUCUGUCUGAACAAAACUGUUGAAUAUUUGCUCAAAGAUAUUCUGCUAGAUGAGCGCAAACCUUUUAAUUGGGUUUAUGAUUUCGUAUUCGAUCGUUUACGAAUGGUGCGACGCGAGAUUGUCAUACAGCAGUUUGAUCCAAAACAGACGAUCAAGCUGCUGGAGCCGACGAUCAUGUUUCUAGCGUACAGUCGAUAUCGUCUGUGUGCGGAGCCUAUAGAGAAAUUCGAUCCGAAGAUUUGUAAUCAACACCUGCAGGAAUGUCUUAAUAUGACGCUCUGUUGCUACAAGGAAUUGGACGAUCAAUCUGAUCACAAGGAGUUCACUCUUCGAGAUUUGCAGCGACGUUGUUUCAUAGAGGCAUUAUACCAGCUGUUUAAUCUGGGCACACCGGAAGCGCUGGUUCGCGGUCUUACUUUGCCCGCCAAAGUGCGAGAGGAUGACACAUUUAAACUAGCUUUUGGCAUUUGUAUGAAUUAUCAUCGGGGGAAUCUGUAUCGUGUUAUUGUAGACUUGCCAAAAUUACCUCAUAUCCUUUGUGCUGUGGCUGCUUACAAACUGCAAAUCAUUAGAAGGCAUCUACUGGAGAUUUUUACGCAUGCCUACAACAACAAGCAAUUGACAGUGCCGACAGCGUACUUGUUGCGUUUGACGUUAGUAGACAAGACGCAGGACUUCGCUCAAUUGUGUCGUCAUUAUAAUAUUGCCUUGACGCCCGACAGCAAAGCGGUGCAUUUUAAUAAGACUGUUUUCAAUAGCGCGGCGGAAACAGUAAAAGCGCAACGAGAACCUUUUAUUGAGGCGAAACUACAGCGCAUUUAUCUGCCCGAAGUGUUGCUGUUAAAAAAAUUGUGGUUAUAAACCUGAUCUCUACCAGUUGCGUAUCGGAUAAAUAAAUAAAUAACAAUACUCAUUGCGCGGUAGGGCGGGCGAAAUGGCAACCCUAUUCGAAACCUAUCGUUAUCGAUUGCGAUUGUAAAUUGUACAAUAAAUAGAAUACGAAUUGUCUUAGAAGUCUGUGCUUACCUUUUAAUGUGUGUUAAUUUCACGCGUGGUAAGUUCUUCAAAAUUAGCUAAAAGUUUUUAAUUGCAUUUACAGCCCCCGGCUGGACGCUAAAACGGCGGCACACACUCAUAUGUAUACAUAAAGCGCGCGCAGGGUUGUAUUUUCGAUGCCGUCUCGUUCGGUCCGCUGUCAAACACUAACACCAACAAAAACUUUGGUACGCAAGAGAAAGUGCUUGAGCCAUUUUGGAAAAUACAAUUCCGCCAUAUUUACCGGCAAAAUUCAAAAUAUUUACAUUGUGCGACAACAUUUAGCAGAGCAUACGCACCAAUUGUGCAAUAAACGGGCAGUGUUUGAUCUCAACGAGAUCGCCAAACGCAACACAUUUAGCCAGACGAAACGUCUGACGCCGCUGCUGUUGCUGCUGCUGCCGUCGACGCAGCGCCCCACGCACCGAUGACAAUAGAAGCAAAAUAAAGUGAAGUAAAAGGAAGGCAAGAAAACAAGAACAAGAAGAACGUUGUGUUUUUUUGGAAACGCAAUUGGCCCCUGGCGGAGGCAGCAUAUAUACACACACCAACGAGCGCGCGCGCCUCACACACACAAGAGCAACGACGACGCACGCAGACACAUAAAAGCAACAAAACAACAAAAACAAAAAAAUAAAAGAAAGAACGUAAAAAAGAAGAGCAACAAACAAGACGUCAAC